AUAUUUGAUAAAAAAAAAAAUCAUGUAUAAACUGACUGAUGAUGCACAAAAAAUUAAAAAAAGACACCCGAGAAUUGUGGUGGGACGAAUGUUAAAACCUUUAGAAACCCAUGGUCGUAAUAAAUUCUCCAAGAAAGUCUCUGGGAUCUUAAAUUCCUUUUAAUUAAAAAUGAAGAACCAUCUUUAAUUUAGAAAAUUAUUAAAAAGCUAUUUUUGGUAAGGAGAAGGCUAAACUUUGCUCGCUAACUCCCCUAAGACAAGAAAAAAAUGUCUCCCUUUUUUUAUGAACCCUCAAAAACAAUGUCUAACAUUUUGAACAAUAAACAAAAUCCAAGCAAAACAACAUUCAUAGACGAAGAGGCAUCACCAUACAUCAUCUUUGUGAUAAACUUCUUCAAAAAGAGCAAAACCACAACAACAAAGAACAGCAGCUCCUUUUCUUCUCUUUAACCCAUGACUGCUGUUCUAUAUCUUUGCCUCCUCUGUUUCUCCUUCACCCCGUCUCUGCAACACGUCAGCGAGUCUGAGCCGCUCAUGCGGUUCAAAACCUCGGUGAAUAUAACCAAAGGGGACCUGAAUUCAUGGAGAACUGGAACCGAUCCUUGCAAUGGCAAAUGGUUUGGGAUAUACUGCCAAAGGGGUCAAACAGUCUCCGGUAUUCACAUUACCAAGCUCGGUCUCUCUGGGAUCAUCCAUGUCGAGGAUCUAAAGGAUCUCCCAAACCUAAGGACAAUCAGGCUUGACAAUAAUCUUCUUUCGGGCCCACUCCCUCCUUUCUUCAAGCUCCAUGGCCUGAGAUCGCUCUUGCUGUCAAACAAUAGCUUUUCUGGAGAGAUCGCUGCUGAUUUCUUCAAGGAUAUGCUACAACUUAAGCGCGUAUUUUUAGAUCACAACGAUUUCACUGGGAAUAUUCCCACAUCCUUGAUGCAACUCACGGGCCUGGAGGAGCUUCACUUGCAAGCCAACCAGUUCUCUGGUGAGAUACCUUUGCUUACAGAUGGAAACAAGAAUCUUAAAUUACUCGACCUCUCCAACAAUAACCUGGAGGGAGAGAUCCCAAAGAGCAUAGCAGAAAGAAAUAUUGUGAAGAUGAACUUUCAAGGCAACCAGAAGCUUUGUGGACAGCCGCUGAAUAUCAUUUGCGAUGAUAAACCACCAGCGUUAGGAAAAAACCCUAACGAAGUCACCGGGAAAGCCGUCUUUAUGGUCAUACUUUUUCUUUUGAUAUUCUUGAUCCUGGUGGCAAUUAUAACAAGAUGGAAGAAGAAGAGGCAGCCCGAGUUCAGGAUGCUCAGCAAGGACCACCUAAGUGACACUGAAAGCGUGGAAGUACGCAUGCCAGACUCCGUAAAGAAGCCUGUUGAGGCGAGCAAGAAGCGAAGUAACGCGGACGGAUCCUCUAAAAAAGGUUCAACCCAUCAUGGGAAAAGUGGAGGAGGAGGCGGCAUGGGAGACAUUAUAAUGGUAAACAGCGAGAAAGGCUCCUUUGGUUUACCCGAUCUCAUGAAGGCUGCGGCCGAGGUGCUAGGCAACGGUAGCCUAGGGUCGGCCUAUAAGGCCGUCAUGGCCAAUGGAUUAUCCGUGGUUGUAAAGCGGAUCAGGGAUAUGAACAAGCUGUCACGUGAUGCGUUCGAUGUUGAGCUACAACGUUUUGGGAAACUACGACAUCCUAACGUUCUUACUCCUUUAGCUUAUCAUUACCGUCGUGAAGAAAAGCUUGUAGUCUCGGAAUACAUGCCGAAAAGCAGUCUACUCUACGUUUUGCACGGAGAUCGAGGGACUUUUCAUUCCGAGCUAACUUGGUCAACAAGGUUGAAGAUUAUACAAGGAGUCGCACUUGGGAUGCAGUUCUUGCAUGAAGAGUUUGCGUCCUACGAACUUCCCCAUGGAAAUCUAAAGUCCAGUAACGUUCUAUUAAGUGAAACCUAUGAGCCACUGGUCAGUGAUUACGCAUUCCUCCCACUUCUUCAGCCUGACAACGCCUCGCAGGCGUUAUUCGCUUUUAAAUCCCCGGAAUUCGCUCAAAACCAGCAGGUUUCACCAAAAUCUGAUGUAUAUUGCCUCGGAGUAAUCCUUUUAGAGAUCAUGACGGGAAAGUUCCCUUCGCAGUACCUAAACAACGGCAAAGGUGGCACAGAUAUCAUUGAAUGGGUGCAAUCUUCGGUGGCGCAGCAUAAAGAAGAAGAACUUAUUGAUCCAGAGAUAUCGAGUAAUACUGAUUCGUUGCAACAAAUGGUAGAAUUGCUGCGGAUAGGCGCUGUGUGUAUUGCAAGUAAUCCAGAUGACAGGGAAAACAUGAAAGAAAUUGUUACAAGAAUAGAACGAAUAACGAUUUGACGAGAUUUUAAAGAGAAAGUAAAAAGCAUGUUUAUAUAAAUAGGAAUGAAGAUACUUUUAUUCUUAACGACAAAAAUCAUAUUUAUCUGUUCAUUAGGAAGAGGCCAAGAGAAUACCACCUUUUUCUUCCUUUUUUUUGUCUCAUAGAACUUUUUCCCCCUUUUUUUGUUAGGAGACUAAAAUCGUAUUAGUCGUUUAUUUUUGCUUUAUUUUUCAAGGAACAUUGUUGUUUAUAAAUCCAUGUUUUGUGUUUAUACAAUGAAUUUUUACCAGUACAUGUCUAAUUUUUUUUUCAAUCUAUACACAUUUUAAAAGACGAUUUAUAAAUUUGACCUACUAAUAAAUAAUUGUAAUAUACGAGAAAAUCACAAUUAAAUUUUUUUAAUAUCACGUAAGUUGUUUAUAAAUAAAACAAAAAGUGUAUAACUUUUUUUACUAUUAAAUUAUGGUUGUUUUUGUACACAUAUAUUGGAGAAUAAUAGCCAAGAAGUCACUACUCCUGCUACGUCGACCUUCAUUUUUCCUAGAA
Brassica napus (rape) is the source of this 2866-nucleotide messenger RNA. RefSeq names its product pollen receptor-like kinase 3. Gene Ontology annotation, biological process: protein phosphorylation. NCBI's taxonomy places the organism in Eukaryota, Viridiplantae, Streptophyta, Magnoliopsida, Brassicales, Brassicaceae. The transcript has 2 exons. Gene Ontology annotation, molecular function: protein binding; protein kinase activity; ATP binding. The record is from RefSeq and is a predicted model, not a curated record. The coding region runs from base 454 to 2337 and encodes 627 amino acids.